Messenger RNA from Manduca sexta (tobacco hornworm), 2457 nucleotides. Its product is annotated as phenoloxidase-activating factor 3. The record is from RefSeq and is a predicted model, not a curated record. Gene Ontology annotation, molecular function: serine-type endopeptidase activity. Bases 427 to 1719 code for a protein of 430 amino acids. Gene Ontology annotation, biological process: proteolysis. NCBI's taxonomy places the organism in Eukaryota, Metazoa, Arthropoda, Insecta, Lepidoptera, Sphingidae. The transcript has 8 exons.
CCGUAAGACAAUCGCAAGACGGCGGUUGAGACAGUCUUGUGUUGAUGCAAAUCACAUCUCGCUGACUCACGGUAAGCGAGCGCCUCUAAAUAAAAUAAGGUACUCACAUCAGUAACAAGUAUUUUCAGUCGGUGAAUCGCCGUGCGAGGUGGUGCGUGUGGAUGGCUCAGAGUAUUUCCCAGCGGAUCUAGUAUGGUAAUGACCGCCAUCUCAACUAUGUGACGAGGUUGCCGACGACACAAUAAACAGUUGAUUUCAGUUUACGUCGAUCGUCAUAAAAGUUAUUUGUGUCGAUUAUUUGUAGCAGUUCAGUUUGUGCCAAAUUAUCAGAAGACUAACAUUGAAAAAAAGAUUUAUGAGAUUUUCUUUGAUGGCAAAAUAAUAAUAAACAUUUUAAUUUAUUUAUGCUUAUUUUUGUGAUUAUCAAUGAGUGUGUAUAGUAAUGUAAUCAUGUUUAAUGUGAAUGUGUUUGUGUAUUUGUUCCUGCUGGGGCUGCUCGGCGUGGGUUCCCUGUUUGCCGGUGACGGCUGCUAUGUUGAAGAAAAUCAAGGCACGUGCGUAGUGUUGUCUGAUUGUCAGCAUCUUAUCAAUGAAAUACAUAGGGCUGGUAAGCCUAUGCCAAUACACAUAAGGAAUAAAUUGCAGAUGCUCGGCUGCGGAUUUGAAUCGGAUAAACCAAUGGUAUGUUGUGUCCCACCAAGUAACUUUGAUGCUAUAAACAGCUGGACUCCUGAAAUACAUGGAAGUAGUUUAUCAGGCGUGCCCAAUAGAGGGAAACCAACUCAAACCGACGAUAACGUAGUUUGGGGUUCGGACUACAGUAAUAGCAAUAUACCACCAAAAGAUGAUACUGACAUAUUAGGUCAUGAGCAUGACAAACUUGGGCAAUUUACACCAAGUGACAGAGUUACCACUACCGCAAAUCAUCGUAAUAUAGGACUUUUACCUACGGAUUGCGGCAGCAUUGAAAGUGAUAGAAUUAUCGGUGGGAAUCGUACACGCCUGUUUGAAAUGCCUUGGAUGGUACUCUUGUCGUACCAGUCAGGUCGUCGAACGAGAUUAGACUGUGGGGGUACUUUGAUCAAUGAGUGGUACGUCUUGACUGCAGCACAUUGUGUGACUUCCUUGCGAAGUAACCUAAUACUAACACAUGUUAUUUUAGGAGAACAUGAUGUAGAACACGAUCCUGACUGCGAACGAUCUGAUGGAAACAAAUAUUGCGCUCCUCCCAUUAAGACCGUAACAAUCGAGGAGACUAUUCCGCAUCCGCGCUACAAUUCGAAAACUUUUGCCGAUGAUAUUGCUUUGUUAAGACUAUCAGAGCCCGCUGAUUUCAAUUUAGAUAAUAUGAAGCCAUUAUGCUUGCCGCUGACGUCGCAGCUUCAGACAGAGAAUUUGGUGAAUAUUAAUGGCAUUGUGGCGGGUUGGGGAGUCACAGAGGAGGGCAUGGAAUCUUCCGUGUUGUUGAGUGUGAGCCUGCCGAUACUAAGCAAAGACGAGUGUGAAACAGCAUAUAAAGGGACUGUUCAACUUAGUGACAAGCAGUUGUGCGCAGGCGGUGUUAGAGACAAAGACUCAUGUGGUGGUGACUCUGGAGGGCCACUAAUGUAUCCUGGCAAAGUGGGUUCAGGCGGUAUCAAGUACAUUCAGCGCGGCAUUGUCUCCUACGGGACCAAGCGAUGCGGCGUCGGUGGCUUCCUGGAGUCUACACGAAUGUAGCUAGCUACAUGGACUGGAUAUUAGACAAUAUACACACAUAAUAUUUAAAUUACUUUAUCGUUUAAUGGUCAAGAUAGGGGAAAGCGAAGAUUUUAAUUAUUAUUAUGCGCAAAUUGUAAAUUGACAUAUAGUUUAUUGGUCAUUUACAUUUUGUGAGAAUAAUAUAUAGUAUUGUGGUAAAAUACGAUGUAAUAUGAUCUUGUACUGUGAGUGAGUCUCAAAGAAUACGAUAGAAUUCCCCGUUCUGCCCCUUGACAUUUUACAUUUUUAAAAUGAAAUGCUAGUCUGUAUACUGUAUUUAAAAUAAUAAUUAUUUGUAUAAGUAUAACCUUGUAAUACCAGUUCUAAGUGUGAGUUGACACGAGAAAAAUAUACUCAAAUUAAUUAUAAUUAAAAUAAUAAAAGAACAAUCCUAAUUUAGUAUUUAUGUUUAACUUUUAGAUUGAACCCUAAAUUCACGAUGGUCGUGUUUUGGACAAAUAAUUUAUUGUGUUUUAAGUAACCGUAUUUUCAUUAUGACUUUAUAGAGACAAGCCUCGACCUCGUUCAGUCGAAGACUAUCGAAAAUGUAUGCCAAUUUAAAAAAGGUGUACGCAGAUCCAUUCACGUGGCAGUUGUUUAGAAGUAUCAUGUUUUUUACACUCGGAUUGAAGCUCAUAAAUGAUCUUGUUAGGCACUUACCAGCAACUUGUGGCAACUUGUAAAUGAAAUAAAUAUUGAUAAUUACAAAAAACAUAA